AUGGCCACUGCUAGUCUCAUACCAUCCUCCUGGUUACCGCCGCUGUCUACUCCUUUCAAGGGAACUGUCAAAACCUUAGUUGCAAAACCAUGCCUGAAGGUUCAGCGUGCAAGACCCCUCGUUUUCGUGGUUAAUAAGGCUGCAUCUGCCCCGGUGGCAGCGCCCAUCGUCGGCGUUCGGUUUCGGCUGGACAAUUUGGGGCCUCAACCGGGUUCGAGGAAGAGGGCCAAGAGAAAGGGUAGAGGAAUAUCGGCAGGGCAGGGAGCAAGUUGUGGUUUUGGGAUGAGGGGUCAGAAAUCUCGAUCUGGGCCUGGCGUUAGGAAGGGUUUCGAAGGUGGCCAGAUGCCCCUCUAUCGACGAAUCCCCAAACUCAGAGGAAUUGCAGGAGGUAUGCAUGCGGGAUUGCCCAAAUAUGUCCAUGUAAAUCUGAGAGACAUAGAAGAUGCUAAAUUUAAGGAAGGGGAAGAGGUGUCUCUAGAGUCACUGAAGGCAAAAGGUGUGAUUAACCCAUCAGGAAGAGAAAGGAGACUUCCUUUGAAGAUUUUGGGUGAAGGAGAACUGAGCAAGAAGUUGACGCUAAAAGCCCGUGCCUUUUCCACAGCGGCAAAGGAGAAACUUGAGAGUGCUGGAUGUUCUCUCACCUUGCUUCCUGGCCGCAAGAAAUGGGUUAAGCCAUCGGUUGCUAAGAACCUUGCCCGCGCUGAGGAAUACUUUGCCAAGAAGCGCGCCGCAGCCGCCACUGAGGCAGCCUCAGCUUGA
Molecule: messenger RNA, 759 nt
Organism: Sphenostylis stenocarpa
Lineage: Eukaryota; Viridiplantae; Streptophyta; Magnoliopsida; Fabales; Fabaceae
Source: the annotation of a GenBank genome assembly